AUGCCUGUCGCCACCCCUCGCUUCUACGUCGCUCUGGUCGUGUUUGCGGUCUUGAACUUGUGGAUAGCAACCAGCGUCCUCCUGUCCGGAACCCUGGCCCUGGUGCUGCUGUUCCAUUCCCACCGUGCCUACCGCGAGUUCAUCCAAAUCCUGGAAAAGGGCUUUGGCUCUCAUGUUGUCAUCCUGACUUACCUGCUGUCGCCUGCCGACUUGCUUUUGACUGGCGACCUGGAUGCCCUGACCCCUCGCACCCGAUCCAUCAUCAUGGCCAACCACCAAAUCUACCCCGAUUGGCUGUAUCUCUGGUCCCUGGCCUGGUGGGCCGGUAUCCACGGCACCAUCAAAAUUAUCCUGAUGGAGCCGCUCAAGUACAUCCCCAUCGUCGGCAUGGGUAUGCAGCUGUUUGAGUUCAUCUUCAUGAAGCGCAAGUGGGCCUUGGACAGAGACAACAUGAGCAAGAUCCUGCGCACCGCCAAGGCCGAUAAUCUGCCGCUGUCGCUGCUCAUAUUCCCCGAAGGCACCUUGAACACACCAAACAACAAGGCCACCUCCGAAGCCUACGCCAAGAAGAUGGACCUGUCCGAGAAACCCGAGUUUGUGCUGCUGCCAAAAUCGACGGGCCUGCAUUUCUCAUGCGAAACCCUUCUGCCCGAGAUCACAACCCUGGUUGAUGUUACCGUGGGCUAUUCCGGUCUGACCAAGGACCAGGUGGCCUACGAUGAAUACCUCGUCGAGAAUGUCUUUUUCCACGGCAAGGGUCCCAAGCAGGUUCACAUGCACAUCCGCAAGUUUGAUAUUCGGACCCUCCCUGGCUUUGCCCCUGCUACCGAUGGCAUUUCCCAGUCCAAGGAGGGAUCGGCUACCGAUGGCGACCAAGAUGAAGGUACCCGUCAGAAGGAAGAGUUCAACGUAUGGCUGCGAAAGGAAUUCAUGUACAAGGACUCGUUGAUGGGCCAGUUCUAUUCGACGGGCAAGUUCGCCGACAACCCCAAACGCGUGUCCAUCGUGCCAACCAUCCAGGACUGGGUCUCGGUCGGCAUCAUGUUCCUUUCCGUCUUUUACACUUUCCCGCUACUGCUCUGGCUCGCCAGGAUCCCUCUGUAUCUGCUGUUUGGCAUCUAG
Molecule: messenger RNA, 1122 nt
Organism: Polychytrium aggregatum
Lineage: Eukaryota; Fungi; Chytridiomycota; Chytridiomycetes; Polychytriales
Product: acyltransferase-domain-containing protein
Exons: 1
Coding region: 1-1122 (373 amino acids)
Cellular component (GO): endomembrane system
Molecular function (GO): acyltransferase activity
Source: RefSeq, a predicted model, not a curated record